UGAUACAUAAUUCACACACCAUAAAAUCCUACCAGUUAAAUUGUCCAAUUCAAUGAUUUUUAGGCUAUUCACAGGGUUGUGCAACCAUCACCACCAUCUAAUGUUAGAACAUUUUUGUCCCCCAAAAAAUUCAACUACUGAUCAGCCUCUCUCCCACGGACUCAGCAGCCGCCACUCCUGUCUCCAGACGCCCCAAUUCUGGGCAUUUCCUAGACAUGGAACCCGAAAACCGGUGGCCUUCUGUGACCGCUCCUCACUGAACACCGGUUUCCAAGGUCACUUCGUGGUAGGAGUGCGGGUCACCCCUCUUGAGGCUGAGGCUCCAUCCUUAGAACGCCCCGCUGCGCUCAGCAUCUUCUGUUGAUGGACAGAAGGGCGAGCCCCGCCCUCCCCGCACUAAAGGUGGAGUUGGGGUGUGUGGAAGUUGAUGUUUCACUUUGCGUGGAGCUGCCCGGCAGCUUCCAGCUCCCACGAGCCGGGAGUGAGGCUCCAGCGUUGCCGCCUCCUGGCCAGUCUGUGAUUCUCGCUGGGUGGGAGUGGGAUCUCCAGCGUGUGAUGUGCCUUCUCCUGACUGACCAUAUUGGGCGUCUCUGCAUGGGUGGCCAUUUCGGUUUCACAAACACGUCAGGCAGCCCGGGCGGCCAUGUGCUGUUUGUUGCUCAGCUGGGCCCCUGGAACAUCGGGGUGACCCAGCCGCGCAACCCUGGCCACAGAGCUUCCAGUCCACAGGGGUACAAAACAGGUGCCUGGGGGGUCACUUCAUGGCUGGCCUGCAGCGGGUCCCAAGCCCCAGGGCGAUGACGAUGCCCCUCGGAAGGCGGCGCCGCCCUCACCUGGCCCUCAGCCCCCGGCGCCGCCCCGCCCAGGAAUCCCGGCCGCGCAGAAGUUUCCUGGCGCGCAGCGUCGGGCAUCAGUCACUCCCCUCGCAGGCGGCACGCGGGACCGCGGGGCCCACCCAACGCCCAGGCCCCUCUGUCGGCCCAGGGUCCACAUGGACGCGCGGGGACCCGAAGCUCCGGGCGGGGACGCGCUGCGGGACGCAGCAGAAAAUCUAUUCCAGGAACUUCAAGAACAUUUUCAAGCUCUGAUUACAACAUUAAGCCUCAGAAUGGGAGAAAUGGGGACCCGAAUCGAAGACUUACAGAAGAAUGUGAGUGACUUAAUGGUGCAAGCUGGGAUUGACACUUCGGUUAACGAACAAGCGACCUGAAGACAGCAGACUAGUUGCUUGAAAAUGUGAUAAAUGAAAAGUGUUCUUUUUGAGGAAUAAUCUACAUGACCUGAGUUCUGAUGUUUAGUAUUUAAUUUAAAAAUUCAUUUAAGUAAAGUGAAUGGCUGAAAGAACAAAGGCAAUCUGAUGAGUGUAAUCCAAAGUCGAUGAACCACUGAAGACGUAGCUGUUAAAUGGCAGCGAGUUUCCACGCUCACCUAAUUCUCGUAAAUCAUGGAGGAAACACACAAAUCUCUUUCUGAAUUAAAUUCUGCAAAGAUCUCUUUUAACAAGAUCAUAGGCAAUUUUCGGACAGAAGUUGCUUUUUAAAUAACUGCAUUCCUACCCUACAUUUCCAGUCGCCGUUUUGGGGAAGACUCGUUUUAAUCUGUCCAGUUUAACAUUCUGAUAGCAGUGUUCUCCAAACCAAAUGAAAACCAAGAAGGCAGGUGACCCAGGACCUCUGCGUUACUUCCUGGGUCUCCCUCACCCUCCCUCCCUAUGGAGGUAGUUAGCAAUCAGGUCUUUGUAGGUUAUGUAGAAAUGCUGUCAAAUAACUGUCCAACUCCCCUCUCUCCAAGCCAGAGUAAAAUAAACCUGAUCACCUAAAAAUGGAGUCAGUUAGAGGUUCUCAUUGUAAAAAAGAACAUUAUUCCUGCAUAGAAAACAAAUCAUACUCUUCAUUCAAAAGUGAGUCACUCAUAAUUACAUAAUUUUUUUUAAACACUUAGUUUUUGGUUUUUUUAAAGAUUUUUUA
Molecule: messenger RNA, 1967 nt
Organism: Hipposideros armiger (great roundleaf bat)
Lineage: Eukaryota; Metazoa; Chordata; Mammalia; Chiroptera; Hipposideridae
Gene: HSBP1L1
Product: heat shock factor binding protein 1 like 1
Exons: 4
Coding region: 992-1210 (72 amino acids)
Biological process (GO): cellular heat acclimation
Cellular component (GO): nucleus; cytosol
Molecular function (GO): transcription corepressor activity
Source: RefSeq, a predicted model, not a curated record